Molecule: messenger RNA, 1549 nt
Organism: Tyto alba (common barn owl)
Lineage: Eukaryota; Metazoa; Chordata; Aves; Strigiformes; Tytonidae
Gene: PREB
Product: prolactin regulatory element binding
Exons: 9
Coding region: 20-1258 (412 amino acids)
Biological process (GO): protein secretion
Cellular component (GO): endoplasmic reticulum membrane
Molecular function (GO): GTPase activator activity; protein binding; guanyl-nucleotide exchange factor activity
Source: RefSeq, a predicted model, not a curated record
GCACGCACGGGGCGCAGCCAUGGCGCCGAGGCGUCCGGCCGAGCUGUACCGGGCGCCGUUCCCGCUGUACACCGUGCGGCUGCACCCGCGGCGGCCCCUCGCCAUCACCGCGGGCGGCGGCGGCGCCGCCAAGACCGGCAUCCGCAACGGCGUGCACUUCCUGCAGCUGGAGCAGGUCGGGGGGCAGCUGAGCGCCUCGCUGCUCCACUCCCACGACACGGAGACCCGCGCCACCAUGACCAUGGCGCUGGCCGGGGACAUCAUCGCCGCGGGGCAGGACGCCAGCUGCCACAUCCUCCGCUUCACCCUGCGGCCCCCCGCCACCGCCACGCGUGACGGCGGUGCGGAGAAGGGGCUGCGGAAGCGGAGGGGCCCCAGCGCGGCGGGGCAGGGGGCCGGGGGGAGCCAGGCGAGCGAGGUGACGGUGGAGAGCCUGCGCAGCGUCCGCACCGAUUUCAGCCCCGACGCCCUGCAGAAGGCCGUCCGCUUCAACGACGACGGCUCGCUGCUCGUCACCGGCGGCGCCGACGGCUUCCUCCGCCUCUGGGAGUUCCCCAGCAUGAAGAAGACGCUGGAGUUCAAAGCCCAUGACGGGGAGAUUGAAGACAUUGCGCUGGGCCCUGACAACAAGGUGGUGACGGCGGGACGGGACUUCCAGUGCUGCGUGUGGCAGCGGGACCAACUGGUGACGGGGUUGCACUGGAACGAGAACCUGCCCGGCAUCCCCGACAAGGCUUACCGCUACCAGGCCUGCCGGUUCGGGGCCGUGGAGGACAGCGCCGGGGCGCUGCGGCUCUACACGGUGCAGGUGCCCCACAAGCGGGAGCGCCGGCCCCCCCCCUGCUACCUGACCAAGUGGGACGGGAAAACCUUCCUGCCGCUGCUGACCCGGCCCUGCGGCAGCGAGGUGGUCUCCUGCCUCUCCAUCAGUGAUUCAGGCACUUUCCUGGGGCUGGGCACAGUGACGGGCUCCGUCGCCAUCCACAUCGCCUUCUCGCUGCAGAGGCUGUACUACGUGAAGGAGGCGCACGGCAUCGUGGUGACGGACGUGGCCUUCCUCCCCGAGAGCCGGCGCGGGCGCGAGCUGCUGGCGGGGAACGAGGCCGCCCUGCUCAGCGUCGCCGUCGACAGCCGCUGCAAGCUGCACCUCCUCCCCACCCGCCGCUCCCUCCCCGUCUGGCUGCUGCUGCUGCUCUGCGCCGGGCUCAUCGUGGCUGCCAUCCUGCUGCUGCAGCUCACCUUCCCGGGGUUCCUCUGAGACCCCCCACCCCGCUCAGCGCCAGGAUAGAUCCCCCCCCCCCCCCUGCACUCCCGCCCCCCCAAGCAGACUGUGAAGCAGAUGAGGGACCAGCCCCGGACCCGCUGGCAUUUGGGGAGCGGGCAAGGGGCUCGGGGGCCGCGCGGGACCCCAGCCCAGCAGGACUGUGCUGGUAUUGGCAUGGAGCUGGCCCCGGGUGGGGGGGGAGUGUGUUUUGGGGAGGGGGUUUUGGGGGGGGUUCGCACCAGCCUUUCGCCCUACUGCUGCCAUUAAAACUGGGGUGCGAAGGCA